UUUAUUUCCUAUAACAGUUAUGAAACUGCCAAUGGCAUUAAAGGCGAAGAAACCGGUACCUUAAAAAAGGCCACAUCUCCCGAUACUAGUGAUGUGAUUAUAGCUCGAGGUUCUGUCUCCUACACUUCACCCGAAGGCAAUUUAAUUACCUUAAAUUAUGCAGCUGAUGAUGAAAACGGUUUCCAACCUCAAGGAGAUCAUUUGCCCACACCUCCACCAAUCCCACCAGCAAUUCAAAAGGCUUUGGACUACUUGUUAAGCUUGCCUCCUUCCAAACGUCGUUAAACGCCGUAAAACCAUACAAACCAAAAUGAAAUGCUAUAAGAAACAAAACUUGAUCAAGAAAGAAAGAAAAAAACACGAUUCCCAAAUUACUACAUUUAUAAAGCAAAAAGGAGCCUUAAAAGAUAAAUGAAUAGAGAAGAAAGAGAAAAAUUUUCAGAUUUUUAAUUACCACAAUAAAAAAGGCAAAGAAGAAAUGUUUUGCAGAACCACAGCAAGAGAAAUAACAUAAAAAUGAAACAAAUAUAAAUUGUAUAUAAAAUAAGCAUAAAUAUUUUUACACUUAAACUUAUCAUCAACAACUUCUGCUGUCUUCUUCUACACUUUUCUUUCUAAAAGUUUCUCUUCUUCGAAUGCAAUUUCUUUAAAUGAAAAGUGAGUUUAAUUA
Lucilia cuprina (Australian sheep blowfly) is the source of this 670-nucleotide messenger RNA. It is a transcript of the gene Cpr49Ae, whose product is annotated as endocuticle structural glycoprotein ABD-4. NCBI's taxonomy places the organism in Eukaryota, Metazoa, Arthropoda, Insecta, Diptera, Calliphoridae. The annotation marks the transcript as partial. Gene Ontology annotation, molecular function: structural constituent of chitin-based larval cuticle. The record is from RefSeq and is a predicted model, not a curated record. The transcript has a single exon. Gene Ontology annotation, cellular component: chitin-based extracellular matrix.